AUGCGCACGGCAGCGCGUCGGCCUGUGCGGGGCGCCGCCGAGGGAAGCAAGGCCAAGGCGCUUCCUCUCGACCAAGUCUUGCAGCACAUCCAGCGCGCGGACGGUCUUGACCGCGCAGUCGUUGCGGCCCUUAUAUCCCACUUGCACGCAUCCGACCUGGCACGCUCCAUCUCGCUCUACACCAGUACCAAUACCAAAGAGAGCGAGGCGGGGCUCGCAUGGGCAGCUAGGGACGACAACCGAUACCCAAUAGAGGCUGGAAUCGUGCGCGUCGCCAAGCAGGCGGCAAACGCCGUCCUUACUACCUUGCAGUCUUUGUUGGACGCGCCGCAAGGCGCGUUGCGCGACGAACUUGCGCUCUUUAUUCUUCUGGACUGCUUCCGUGUCGCAAUGGCGACACUGACCAAGGCGCAGGGGUCCGUCGAGCAGCUCGGCGCGGUGGGGCUGUCGGUCGCUCGCAAAUUGAUUGCACUGGCAAAGUACUCAGAAGCGCUCACGGAACUUGUUGCCGUUGCGGCCUGUGUCGCAGGGAGCGACGUUGGAAGUGGGACGGUGCGGACACCGCCGCCCCCCGUCGUCCGCAUGCAUACAAUCUUUGCCGUUCCGAUGGGCGGCCCAGGCGAAGCGCACGUCCGCUCUGUGCUCGACAUACAAGCGCUCGCUGUCCACGCAGCGCUGGCUCAAGCGGGUGAGCGCGAUAUCGAUGCGAUCCACACCAUAUACCGCCUCGAACAUGGGCCAGGCGCGUGGCAGGCACAUGCGCGCAACAUCGGCCUCGACUCUGCAGCGGACCGUGCGGCGUAUGCGAUGGAACGCGCCAUUUUUCAGCACCUCUCUCGAUGCAAAGCAUCGGGACCGGCUGCAUAUAUGCUUCGCAUGGAUACACUGCGCCAUCUCGCUCCUGUUGCACAGCUCGACGUCGAUGCGUACUGGGACAGGGUCGAGCGAAGAUUCGCCACGGCGGACCAUUUGGUCAUCUAUGCGAAUGGUGGACCACGCAUGCACGACAGGCGGGACACAGCGGCGCUUUGA
Messenger RNA from Malassezia japonica, 1032 nucleotides. RefSeq lists its product as uncharacterized. NCBI's taxonomy places the organism in Eukaryota, Fungi, Basidiomycota, Malasseziomycetes, Malasseziales, Malasseziaceae. Bases 1 to 1032 code for a protein of 343 amino acids. The transcript has 4 exons. The record is from RefSeq and is a predicted model, not a curated record.